Abrus precatorius (Indian licorice) is the source of this 1452-nucleotide messenger RNA. RefSeq names its product probable lysophospholipase BODYGUARD 3. The record is from RefSeq and is a predicted model, not a curated record. NCBI's taxonomy places the organism in Eukaryota, Viridiplantae, Streptophyta, Magnoliopsida, Fabales, Fabaceae. The transcript is spliced from 4 exons. Bases 1 to 1452 code for a protein of 483 amino acids.
AUGGGUGUAAUGGGCAAGACUAGAUCCGUUGUAACAAUGAGUGGGAGAGUUAUGAAUGAGGCAGUGAGCUUCAUUGCCUUUUGUGCACUGGACCUCAUUGAUUUUCUCUUGUGUUUUGUUUUCAAAGCUGUGGACUUGUUGUUCGAAGCAGAGUUUAGACCCUGCUAUUGUUCCUCCACAAAGGAAGCAAUCACAAGCAGUGGGAAGAUCCUGGUUUCUGAACAAGGUGGGGAAUCCAAGAUCUUUUCCCUUAGCUCAACCAAGCUUCAGUUGGAGGAUAUCUCUGAUACCCUUUACUCUCGGCCUUCUUUGGUGUCUGAGGUGUCAAGGCUAACCCUCAAUGAGUUUAAACGCUUCAAGUUGGAGGAGCCACUUCUACAAUCCAAGAGAGGGAACUCUCGUUGUUCCACUUUCACUGUCAACAACACCAUUGUGGAAAUGCUCCAGGGUAAAAUUGGAAGGCAAGAAGUGCAUCCUAUUCCAAGAUGGUCUGAUUGUGAUUGCAAACUAUGCACAAGUUGGAUCUCCUCUUCACCCUCACACCAUAGCAAUAGCAAGGCCACUCUGUUUGUAAAAGCCCAAUGCCCCACCACAGAUGAAGCACAAGAGGAUGUGUUGUUCAUACACGGGUUCAUUUCAUCAUCACUAUUUUGGACAGAAACAUUGUUCCCAAACUUCUCAAGCUUAGCAAAAUCAAGUUAUCGGUUAUUUGCGGUUGAUCUACUUGGUUUUGGGAGGAGUCCAAAGCCUAGCGAGUCACUAUACACAUUAAGAGAGCACUUAGAUAUGAUAGAGAGGUCUGUGUUGGAGGCACAUAAGGUGAAGUCUUUCCACAUAGUGGCCCAUUCCUUAGGAUGCAUUUUAGCACUUGCUCUUGCCGUCAAACACCCUCAAUCCGUCAAGUCGCUAACUUUGCUUGCCCCACCCUUCUAUCCAGUGCCAAAGGGUGAAGCACAGGCAACACAAUAUGUGAUGAGGAAGGUUGCUCCGAGGCGCGUGUGGCCACCCAUGGCAUUUGGAGCGUCGUUGGUGUGCUGGUAUGAGCACAUAACUCGGGUUAUUUGCUUGCUCAUUUGCAAGAACCACCGUCUCUGGGAAUUUCUAACCAAACUUGUCACACGAAACAGGGUGAGGACAUUCUUGCUUGAAGGAUUCUUUUGUCAUACCCAUAAUGCAGCGUGGCAUACCCUACACAACAUCAUAUGUGGAACCGCGGGAAAAAUUGGAUCAUAUUUGGACGCUGUAAGAGAAAAUCCAAACUGUAAAGUUACCAUAUUUCAUGGCAAAAAGGAUGAGGUGAUCCCAGUUGAAUGUAGUUACGAGGUCCAAAGAAGAAUUCCACGUGCCCAUGUUAGAGUUAUUGAUAACAAAGAUCACAUAACUAUUGUUGUUGGAAGACAGAAAGCUUUUGCUCGAGAGCUGGAGGAGAUUUGGGGCACAACCAACAACUAG